AUGUCCUCGUUGCUGCAAAUUAGCAGUAGGGUGGUGCAGAAAUCUGCAAGACUGCACUCAUGGAAGCCAUGCCUUGAUCGCAGAUCGCUCUUCGACUGUCUUGGACCUUGCGAAACGGCAGGCAACCAAAGCCAGGUGCGGCGCAUCUCCACACGGCCAAGUCGGCGAGGCCGCGAAAAGCGGUCGAGGGCUCCCAAACUUCAUGUGGUGAGGUUCAAACUGACGCAGGAAGAUGCCGUGAGGUCGCUGACGCAACAUGAGCAGGACCGCUGGAUGGCACCGCUGCCGAGUGAAGUGUCUGGGACGACCUCGACCGCUCUCGUCGCCUGGCAGCCUGACAGCGGCGGCGUGCGGGCCGUGUUCCUUCCAUUCCGGGUCGUGAAUGCGGUGGUGAGCGCGAAGUACACGGGUCAAGUGGGCUACGCACGCACGAAAGUCGUUACUUCAAGUGAUGGCAAGCAGACGACCCAAACGAAGACUGACUACUUCUGGGUACGCGGUUCUCUGGAUCGUAUUCACCUGGACGGUAAGGGAGGGGAUUCUGCUAUGCAAAUUUAUGCUGACUUCCGCUAUCCAGAAGCAUUGCUGGAGGCUGUCAAGGGUCGUGUCGUUGCGUCUGCAAGCCCCUUCGAUGCUUCGGCCCUCAACAUCAAGGAAGAGCCGGCACUGGAUCCUUUUCGCAUAACUGUAGAGGGGACACGGGAAGAAGCGCAGGUCCGCAUGGAGACUGCCUUGACGAACCUGGCAGAACAGGAGAUGCGCCACACACACCCAGGCUGCACCCAAGUCGCGAGAACCACCAUCGGCAGUGUUCGUGUGGAGGAGUAUCAUGUUCAGUCCGUGUACCUGCCAGCUUAUGUUUUCACCGCUCGCUACGGGCAGAGGCUCCUGAAGCGAUUCGUGGGCGGUGCUACGGGGAAGGUGUCCGGCGAGCAGAUGUACUCCGAAGUUAAAGCUGCCGUGCUCGGUCUCGGAGUCGGUCUGGCAGGAAGCUUUCUGGCGUCCGACAUGGCCGCCCUGCCUGUGCUUGCGGGGCCCGCCGCUUUCGCCGUUGCAGCUGCCGCAUCCUUGGCAGGUUUGCUGGUGGCACGCUGCUUGCCGUUGUUCCGCAACUGGUGGUUUGCCCGUGCAGCAGACAACAGAGCCUCGCAACAUGCAAGCGCCGGCAGUGGCUCUCCGUCUUGGGAGCAGUCCAUCGUUGCCAGGCAUACCAGCAGCAUGUUCGGGAGAGAGGAGACAGUCAGUCAAGCGGACCCCGAACAAGAGACUCCUCUUGUUUCCACGACGGCAAGCCAGGGCGUGCAGCGAUCGCAGCUUGUCAUCACAGAUCCACGUGCCCAGCCACAUCUUUCUGUACUUGGGCUUGACCUCGGUUGCUGCUUCGGUCGGGCCCAAGAAGCCUUUCGUCGCCAGGCGAUGAAGCUCCAUCCGGAUCACAAUCCAGGUGCCAGCCCCGAAGAGCGGGAAGCCAUGGCCAGCAAGCUUCGAGCCGUUUUGACGGCCUACCGUGAACUCUGUAGCAUCGUGGCAGAGCUCUCACGACAGGUGCAGCUUCUGGUCUCCGACUCGACACCUCGGCCCGACUUCAAGCUCCUUGGAGUCAGACUCAGCAGCUGUUGA
Symbiodinium necroappetens is the source of this 1620-nucleotide messenger RNA. The record is from the annotation of a GenBank genome assembly. NCBI's taxonomy places the organism in Eukaryota, Dinophyceae, Suessiales, Symbiodiniaceae.